Messenger RNA from Musca vetustissima, 1676 nucleotides. RefSeq names its product inhibitor of growth protein 3-like. Gene Ontology annotation, biological process: regulation of DNA-templated transcription. The coding region runs from base 57 to 1676 and encodes 539 amino acids. The record is from RefSeq and is a predicted model, not a curated record. Lineage: Eukaryota; Metazoa; Arthropoda; Insecta; Diptera; Muscidae. Gene Ontology annotation, cellular component: NuA4 histone acetyltransferase complex. The transcript has 4 exons.
AACAAAAACAAUAAUUUUAUUUAUUAAGAUUCCUGCCUCGAACAAACUAUAUAAAAAUGUUGUAUUUAGAGGAUUAUUUGGAAAUGAUUGAGCACUUGCCUCAGGAGCUACGGGAUCGUUUCACCGAAAUGAGAGAAUUGGAUUUAACAGUGCAGAACAACAUGGACUCUCUGGAGAAGAAAACCCGCGCCUUCUUUAUGCAAUGCAAACGUGGUGAAUUGCAAGAUGAAGCUGCUGACAGUGAGUACCAGAAUCUGCGUAAGGAGUAUUAUAAAGUCCUCGAGGAUGCCGAUGAGAAAGUGACAAUUGCUACACAAAUCCACGAAUUGGUCGAAAGAUAUUUACGACGCUUGGACAGUGAAUUGUUCAAAUUCAAGUGUGAAUUGGAGGCAGAUAAUAAUGGCAUAACAGAGAUACUGGAGAAACGUUCUUUAGAAAUGGAUGGCGGCAGCAGUGCUGCCACGGCACUACUAAGUGUUACCGGGUUAAAUCAAAAAGAGAAUAGAUACUAUGGUGGAAUGAGUGCAGCCGUGGCACCCUCUGGCAGCAAUAGUCAUAGUGCUGUUAUGGGUGGUGCUGGCAUGGGUAUGGGUGGUAUUACAGUGCCAGCAACACCCACUGGCGCCACUAAGGAUAAUCGUUAUCGAACACCAAAACCGGAGAAGCGACGUGAUUCAACUUCAACUCUGCAAAAUGCCGUGCCAGAAAAGAGAGCAAAUUUGGGUAAUAAUCUUACUCCCGGAACACCACCAGUUGCUGUUGUAAGACCGAUUACGCCUGGUAUUGGAGCUGUCCUAAAUGCUGCAGCUGGUUCGGUGGGAACACCUUCACCAGUUACAUAUAAUCUUCAACAAAUUGGUGGUUCGGCAACUACAGCUAUAGCUGCAGCGGCCACACAAGCCAUUGUGGCUACACAGCAAAUGCAGCAGGGGCGUAGAUCAGCCAGUAUGAAGGCAAGCUAUGAGGCCAUACAUGGGGCCGGUGGUGGUCCAACUGAGUUUUGGAUUAGCCGAGACAUUUCAAAUCCCACAGCCACGGCAUCGGCAUUAGGAUUGACAAAUUCCUCCACUGAAAAGUCCAAAAAGAAAUAUACCUCAAAGAAAUUAAAUUCCAGUUUAUCACAUAACCUUAGUACACCCAAUGUCACCACAUCCAGCACUGGUGCUCUUAGUUUGGCAUCUUCCUCCUCAUCGCUGAGUGUUGAUUCUGUGGAUAUGCUGGCAUCCUCCGCCCCCACUAAUCUAAGUGUUCCAUCACUCCUGCCAGCAGGACAACAUGUUACUGCCUCGUCCAGUAAUUCAUUGACUGCAGCAUCAAGCACAUCGGCCACAGGUGGUAAUAGACAGGCGCUAAGUUCAACAUCCUCAACAGCUUCCGCCUCAACAUCAUCCUCCACCUCAACAGCCCUUACACCCGGCUCCAAUAUAACCCUUAAUGAAAAUGGCAUGGUCGUCGAACAAACUCCCGAUGGUGAAUGGUCUUAUGAUCCAAAUGAACCACGUUAUUGUACAUGUAAUCAAGUCUCCUAUGGUGAUAUGGUUGCUUGUGACAAUGAUGCAUGUCCAUAUGAAUGGUUCCAUUAUCCAUGUGUUGGUAUAACACAACCGCCGAAGGGUAAAUGGUAUUGUCCCAAAUGUCAGGCGUCAAUGCGUAGACGUGGUAAUCGUAAAAAUUGA